Messenger RNA from Acanthosepion pharaonis, 747 nucleotides. The record is from the annotation of a GenBank genome assembly. Lineage: Eukaryota; Metazoa; Mollusca; Cephalopoda; Sepiida; Sepiidae.
AUGUCCGAGGAUUGUCGUCUCUCUGUGACAUUAGCUGAACUGGGGGUUUUGCUUAAGACCGCCUGCCGACAAAUAGUGGCUUGUUAUUCAGUCUUUUGUCCUAAUUAUCCUCUUCAUCGUCUAUCUAUCUAUCUAUCUAUCUAUCUAUCUAUCUAUUUGAAUAUCUUGCUGUUUCCUGCUGCUGCCGCCGCCGGCCGUCUCUUCGCCGUCGCCGGAUGCGUGUCGCCGGAUGCGUGUCGCCUGCCUCGGCAGUGGUCGGCGACGUUACAUUCCGAGCGAAAUGCCCAUUGCGCACUGAUUAGUAUGAGAUUUCUUCGCUUUCCUUCGCUUUCGGUGCUGUUGGCUUCUGCACCCCGCGCCUCGGCAGUGGUCCUCAACGUCUCAGCCUUUCGCUGCCGCGCGUGUUAUAUUUCUUUUCUCUCGCUUUUACCUCAACUUUCGCUGAUCUCUGCUUUUUUCUCUUCCCACCGCGAUCUCAACGUCGUCAUGCCGUCUAAGCCGAAUGCGCCUUCGCCGUUUUCGCCUUCGCCGGCAUUCCUUCGGAGUAGAAAGCGUAUUCGCACAAUCUUCCCAGAACGCCGCCUACUCUCGCGAUUAACGGUCUCUAAGAACAGCUGUUCGAAUAUUCUCCUCCAGAACAAACCUCUUGGCUCGCUCCCUCGCCGCAUCUGUCUCUGCUACAGAUGUAACCCUUUAUCGCUCGCCGUAUGUCGUGGAGGACCAUCGUGUCUCGGCAGGCAGAUGUGA